UUGCCGCUAAACUCGAGCUGGGAGUGAAGACGCGGUCUGUGUUCAUGUUUCUCUUCAGGUUUAUUUUUGGCGGGUUUUUGUGUUUAAUGAGGUCAAGCUGCUAGAUUUGUAGGACAUGAAUUAUCGAAAUGACGUCACGGACUGUUGAGAUGAAUGUUUUAUUAACUUGUGUGUAUGUGAGAGUGUUUUUUAAAUAAAAGUAACGGUCCUUCUGUUUUUCAGUUAGCUAGCGGAGAUUAGCUGCGCGCGCACACAGCCUUUUAGCGUUAACUUAAACCGAGUGUACGUUAGAGUGGACAGUGAGGGGUUAGAGUGGACAGUGAGGGGUUAGAGUGGACAGUGAGGGGUUAGAGUGGACAGUGAGGGGUUAGAGUGGACAGUGAGGGGUUAGAAUGGGGAUCCAGGGACUGCUGCAGUUUCUAAAGGAGGCUUCAGAGCCGGUCCACGUGCAGAAAUACCGUGGACACACCGUGGCAGUGGACACAUACUGCUGGCUGCACAAAGGAGCUUUCUCCUGCGCCGAGAAACUGGCCAAAGGAGAACCUACUGACCAGUACGUGGUGUACUGUAUGAAGUUAGUGGACAUGCUCCUGUCCUAUGGCAUUAAACCGGUGCUGGUGUUUGAUGGACGGAACCUUCCAUCAAAACAGGAAGUGGAGAAAGCUCGACGAGAGCGUCGCCAGGCCAACCUACAGAAAGGCAAGCAGCUGCUGCGAGAAGGGAAAGUGGCUGAGGCUCGAGACUGUUUCACACGUUGUGUUAACGUCACACCCUCCAUGGCACAUCAAGUUAUCAAGGCGGCGAGGGCACGUGGAGUGGACUGUUUGGUGGCUCCGUAUGAAGCUGAUGCUCAGUUGGCGUUCCUGAAUAAAUCAGGCAUCGCUCAGGCCAUCAUCACCGAGGACUCAGACCUACUGGCAUUCGGCUGUAAAAAGGUGAUAUUGAAGAUGGACAAGCAGGGGAACGGUCUGGAGAUAUCACAGUGUCACCUGGGCCGCUGCCGCUCUCUGGGAGAUGUCUUCACUGAGGAGAAGUUCCGCUACAUGUGCAUCCUCUCAGGCUGUGAUUACCUCCCAUCGCUCUAUGGCAUUGGGCUGGGGAAAGCCUGCAAGCUGCUCAGGAUGGCCAACAACCCUGAUAUCCUCACGGUGAUCAGGAAGCUCGGUCAGUACCUGAAGAUGAACAUCAACGUACCUGACGAGUACAUCGAUGGCUUUGUGAAGGCCAACAACACCUUCCUCUAUCAGCUCGUCUUCGACCCCAUCGAAAGAAAAGUAGUGCCUCUUAACCCUUACCCAGAAAACCUUGACCUCAGCACGCUCAGCUACGCCGGAGUGAACGUUGGAGAUAAGCAGGGUCUACAGAUGGCUCUGGGUAAUGUGGACAUUAACACUAUGGAGAGGAUCGAUUACUUUAAUCCUGAUGCUCCUGUAACACAACCUGUUAAAGCUCCUCGAAGUCGAGGCUGGAGUGACGCCCCGGUCACCACCUCUCGCCAGGUCAGUAUCUGGAGCAAGGCUUAUGUACCGGGCAGCGUCCAGCCCCAGACGCCAUCAUCCCCUCAGAGACCUGCUCAAACCAGAGGCAAGGGGACUGUCAUGUCCCUGCGGGGCCUCAAACUGCCCAACAGAGAACCACAGGUCAAGAGACCACGGCAAGACUCUGCUGUCUCGGAUGAAGAUGUGCUAGAGCAGUACUCCUCUGAUACCAAGAAACAGCGCACGGUAACCAUGGAAACAGAGCACAGUGUUCCAAAGGAGACGAAACAUUCCCAGAGAGAGCCUCCUCGACCCCGGAACCGAUUCGCCACACUGCUGCAGUGGAGGAACCAGUCAGAGGAGGGUGAUGGGGAGCAGGAGGGAACACGCAGCAGGUUCUUCGCGAGCUCUGAUGUCACGCUAGCCGAAUCUAACCGAUCAAAGGAAGAAUCAGAUGACCGUACGGAACCAGACCACGCCCUGAUGCUAGCAGGAGAAACACACAGCACACAGAGGGAGACAGAGACGUCACUGCAACGUGCCAGCCUGAGCGCUUUCAGCUGGUCCGGCAGUUCCACGGAACAUUUCGGAACCGGAUCCUUGUCGUCGGACCGACCAAGAACUCCCAGCAUGCCCUUGGGCCUCUCUGUCCUGCAGCAGUUCCAGAGGAAGAAGGAGAACAUCAGCUGGGGACAGACGGAAUCUCCUCAGCGCUCUCUACCCUGCUCUCCUCCAGAGGGUGCUGUUGAUGGUGAAACUCCUCCAGGUUCUCCGCCGUCUCAGGACAGCGCGUAUUUCUCACAGUCCUGCAGCAGCCACUCCGUCAGUGAGGACUCCACCACCGGCACUCACAGCGCAACGACCUCUCCCGAAACGGAGAAGGAUCCCUGGAGGGAUUUGGGAUGUUCUGAGACUCUCAGUGAGGUGUCCGUGAUGGAUGAGGUCAGAUCUACUCCCAGCAGGACGAAGGUGUCCGGUUUGUCCCGAAUCCGUCCCAGCGCGCAUGAGAAGGGCAGUAAGAUCCGCCCCUCCGCUCCGGCCAGGGUGAGCGGCUUGAGGAAGGCUCAGGGGAAGAAGAUGGGGGUCACUAAUGAGAACAACCCGGGACUGCAGGCCACCAUCAGCGGCCUGUGGAAGAACUUCAGCUUUAACAAGUGUGGAGAACCCGAAGUUAAACAACCCCUGUAAGAAAGGAGAACCCAUGUCUCCAGUAAAGGACAAUGUCCAGUAAUGAGAUGACCACUACCUCCAGUGUGAGAACUGCUGUCAUAGAGCUGUAGAGUGAUAGACCGAGCAUCACUUAACUCUCUCUCUCUGUCUCUCUCUCUGCUUAUUCUCUCCAUGUCUCUCUCUUGCCCCCCCCUGCACCCCCCUGUCACUUUCUGUCUUUCUCUCUCUCUGUAUCUCUCCCUGUCUCCCCCCUCCUUUCUCUCUUUCUCUCUCUUUUUGUCUCUCUCUCUUUCUCCAUGUCUCUCUCUCUCUUUCUCUCCCUUUCUCUGUCUCUCUCUCGCGCUCUCUCUCUCUCGCGCUCUCUCUCUCUGUCUCUGUGUCCGUUAGUGUGGUGUAGAAGUCACUGACCUUUGCUCCACACUCUGACUGACCGUGUUAAACAUACCAUGUAUGUUCAAGACUACUUUUUUCUUAAUAGUG
Messenger RNA from Hemibagrus wyckioides, 3128 nucleotides. It is a transcript of the gene exo1, whose product is annotated as exonuclease 1. Gene Ontology annotation, biological process: mismatch repair; DNA recombination. Lineage: Eukaryota; Metazoa; Chordata; Actinopteri; Siluriformes; Bagridae. The coding region runs from base 393 to 2666 and encodes 757 amino acids. The transcript is spliced from 13 exons. Gene Ontology annotation, cellular component: nucleus. Gene Ontology annotation, molecular function: DNA binding; 5'-3' DNA exonuclease activity; 5'-flap endonuclease activity. The record is from RefSeq and is a predicted model, not a curated record.